CUCCUAUCAUAUUCAAUCGAUUCAUUAAAAACAAUUAUCCAAAACAUUGAAAUGAACACCUCACACAUUUCUGAUAACAAUGCACAACAAUGUAUUUCAAAUAUCCAAGAGUUAAAAUGGCCAAUAACAAAUAUGACCCAAUUGGACGAUAAUGAAAAAUUGUUGACAGAUGCUCUUGUAAAAAAUAAUGAAGUAGGACUACUGGCAAGGUUAGUAGGAAAAAGUAUUUCUGAGUCAGUUCGUCGUAUGAUGUCCAGGAUGUUUGAUGAUUCAUUUCUCCAAAAUUAUUCAUUUUUGGGUUUUAAAGGAAAACGCAAAUUUUCUGGAUUGAGCUGUUGUCUAUUACUAUUUGAUGCUAUAAGAAAAGAAAAAAAAUUCACUGCAACGCCGGACCAUGAGAUUUCCACCAUUGUUGCCAAGUGGUUAGCGCAGGCACCAAACCGAAUUUCUAAAAAAAAAAACAACACACUAGCUAACAAUAUAUUAUAAUUGUAUUCUAAUAAUUAUAUU
Molecule: messenger RNA, 510 nt
Organism: Acyrthosiphon pisum (pea aphid)
Lineage: Eukaryota; Metazoa; Arthropoda; Insecta; Hemiptera; Aphididae
Exons: 3
Coding region: 52-489 (145 amino acids)
Source: RefSeq, a predicted model, not a curated record